AUGUCCAUACUGCGGCGUUUAAAAGUUGAUCCAAUUUCGGCUAAUAAAAGCCAGAAGCUGAAUAAAGCGACAAUAGCGCAACUAGGCGAGCACCAGCACAUCCGGGAACGCGGCCAGGUCAAGGUCACGGCCCGCGGAUCGAUGCAGCUACGACGCCGGUGCUACGCCCUGCUAUACCACCCCACCUCCCUACGGUGUUACGGCGCUACGGAGCACAAAUGCUACGCCCGAUUCGGAGGCGGGGAAGAACAGGAACGUCUGCCCACCUUUGCGGCCAGCGCUCGAAUGGCCUUCCCAACGCUUCAGGCGGUCGAGGGGUGCGGGGAGGGAGGUAGGGAGAUAUGUUUACCCACCAGUCCCACCCCGCCGUGCCAGCUGAGCGGAGGCACGCUAUAUUUAGGUUGCGCUGUAAAUACUUGCUCCAAGUACGGAAAACGCCUGCCUCCCCAUUGGGGG
This is a messenger RNA of Iphiclides podalirius (scarce swallowtail), 456 nucleotides long. The record is from the annotation of a GenBank genome assembly. Lineage: Eukaryota; Metazoa; Arthropoda; Insecta; Lepidoptera; Papilionidae.